Messenger RNA from Struthio camelus australis, 1794 nucleotides. Lineage: Eukaryota; Metazoa; Chordata; Aves; Struthioniformes; Struthionidae. The record is from RefSeq and is a predicted model, not a curated record.
AUGUCGUACGGCCCCAAAAUGCCUCUUGCAGUAGAUUGUACUGCUGAACUGAUUCGUUGCAAGGUCCUGGAUUCAUCUGGCAAACUGAGGUCACACGAACUCAUCCUAUCGUACGGGCUGGCCCUUGUAAGAUUUGUCAACUUGAUCACAGAAAGAAAACAGAAAAUGGUCAGCAUUCCUCUGAGACAAUUAGCCAGAGAGGUGGAUAUCCCCAUCUGGGUUGUGGAUCUCCGUCAUGAGCUGACCCAUGGAAAGUUACCCCAACUAGCACUCUGCCGCAAGGGAUGCGAUGUUGUGCUGGACUGGCUACGAAAGACGUACUGGAGCCGUCAGCUGGGCAAUAAUUUGUGUGAAGAAAGCGAAGAGGAGGAUGAGCAGGAAGAGGCUGAAGCAAAUACAGAGAUGGACAGUGACACAUGGGAGAUUCAAACCCCACAGCAUGAGGCCUGUCAGAAACACAAGGAAUUCCAUGAAAAAGUCAGAGAUGUGCUGGUAUCCUACAAGAACGAGCAGUUCCGGGUUAUGCAGACGGUGCAGUCUAUUUCAAAAUCCCGAGAACUGUGGUCUGAUUCUUCUUCAGAGGUGGACUGGAUUUUAGCUCAGAUCAAAGACCUAAUGCAAGAGAACAGAGAGACAGUGGCUGAAGCUCUUCUCAGUGAUGGCUUUCUCAUCCCAACAGUGGAAUGUCUGAAGACGUUAAAUAUCAAGUAUGAAGCAAAUAAAGAGAUAUUGCAGUUCAAAAUUCCUCAGACAUUUUACUGCUUCUGGCGGCCUUUGCUGACGGGCCUUCUUUCCCGAAGCUUUACACAGACCCUAAUAGAGAAAAUGUUUACAGAGCUCAAGGAAUGUUCGGACUCUUCAGAACUUCGGCCUCAGUUCCUGAUCAACUGGAUUUCUGAGAUGCUGACUAGCAUUGCUAGAGUUAAUGCUGGGAAGAAAAGACGCCGUUGCAACAAACGGAUAUAUGUGAAGGAGCUGUUCCUCCAGAAAGUUCCUUUGCAAUGGAUAAGACUCACUGAUAAUUGCUUGGAUGCUCCCUGCUGGGCAACCCCACACCUUCUUCAGCUGAUUCUUACAAGCAUGAAGCCUCGUUUGCCUCGUUCUUCACGGAAGAACCUUCUGUAUCUCACUUCCGUUUACACGGAAGGAGGUGGCCCUUUGUCCAGUCCAGGCCUCUCUUCAGACUGCAGUGAACAGCCAAUUUACACUAUAGAGAGCUUACAGUGGAGGGCCAGGCAAGAAAAUCAGGCUAAAAAUCAUGAGCAGACUGUAGAGAGACGAGAAGAUGCGCUGGGGAGACAUGAUGGUGAAGAGGAGGUGGAGGAGGAAGAAGAAGAGAUGGUAACUGAAACAAAUCCUUUGGAAGGACUUGCUCAUUCUGAUAACAUGCUGGCUAUUGCAGAAAAACAGGCUGUGCUGCAAGGGUCUGCCUGGCAGAUUGCUGCAGAUGGUGUACAAUGGAAAGACUUUCCUAUUGGGAAACUCCCAGGUCAGACAGAUGAUCCUGAUGGUCUCAUGUUGGAUAAUUAUUCCAUGAUGUCCUUGCUUGAUCAGCCAGUGAGAGAUGAGUGGAAGUCUUCCAGUACAAACUCUGCAGAAUUAAAUAUCCCUGUGACAGGAGGAUUGUUAUGGACCCAGAAUGAUUUCCAUAAAAUAAAAAGUGGCCUUCAGCUUUUCUAAGACAGCAGAUUGUCCUGCAGCUUUCAGUAUUGCACAAGAUAAGUGACAUGGAAGAAUUAGUAUUAAUGAUAUGGAAAUAGCCACUCCAGGACCUUUUUUUUUUUUUUUUUUUUU